Mytilus californianus (California mussel) is the source of this 938-nucleotide messenger RNA. RefSeq lists its product as uncharacterized. The record is from RefSeq and is a predicted model, not a curated record. The transcript is spliced from 9 exons. The coding region runs from base 48 to 863 and encodes 271 amino acids. Lineage: Eukaryota; Metazoa; Mollusca; Bivalvia; Mytilida; Mytilidae.
AUAGUAUUGUCCUGGUUAAACCUCUCUUAUCACUUUCAUUCAAAGACAUGGAAUUGAAAUACGUGCUUCUCUUUCUCGCGGCUGUAUACCCCGAAACAAUUGGUUUGAGAUGUCUUUCAUGUCAAGGAGUUUUUGAACCAAAGUACUGUAUCCAGACCAUUCAAUGUGUAGCAGGAGAGCAUUGCUAUACAGAACAAGUGAUCGAUGAUAAUUUAAACGUAUUUUAUAACGUUGGGUGUAAAUCUAGCCAGCUGUGUAAAGUAGCAGUCCAAGAAGGUUUUGGGAAGAGAAGUGGACAAUUACAUGUUUGUGAGAAAUGUUGUGAUACGGACAAAUGUAACAACGUGUCGUGUACACACCCACAGGGUACCCCUACGCAUAACUGCUUACGUUGUCCAGAUGUCGCUAGCCCUCUAGAAUGUAAAACUUUGGGUGAAUGUGCAAUGGAUGAGAUGUGUUUUACACAAGAAUUUGUGAAUGCCAAGCUUGAAAGAAGAUACAGUUUGGGAUGUGAAAAGACAAAGAGAUGUGAACUACUUGAUCAGUUAGUGCCGCAUCAAAGAAGUACACAGUUGUGCAAUCAGUGUUGUCAGAGCGCAAAUUGUAACAAAUAUUUAUGCACAGACAGUAAUACAAAUGUAGCUCAAACUAUAGAUCCAGCAAAGACCAAAUUAACAACUGUACCAGCAAUACAAGUUCCUUUAACUCCCUCAUUUACCAAGUCACCACCGACUACGGCUGGAAAACCAUGCACAGAUUCAGUUAUCAUUAAUUGUAUGGACCUAAAUGCUACUGGAACAUUGUGUACCCCGAAUUCUCCUGCUGCAGCUACAUACUGUCCUAAAUUUUGUAAACUUUGCUAAUGUGCCAAGUUAAACAUCAAUGAGCAGGAAGGAAUGAAAAAAUAAUAAAAUAAUAAGUUGGUCGUUUUAUCUUUC